Alternaria viburni is the source of this 1536-nucleotide messenger RNA. RefSeq lists its product as uncharacterized. The record is from RefSeq and is a predicted model, not a curated record. The transcript has a single exon. The coding region runs from base 1 to 1536 and encodes 511 amino acids. NCBI's taxonomy places the organism in Eukaryota, Fungi, Ascomycota, Dothideomycetes, Pleosporales, Pleosporaceae.
AUGACGACCACAUCACCCACCCCCAGGAUCGUGGAACCGGCCGGUCAGCAGCAAAGCCCCCUCUGCCGCCUGCCUCGCGAGCUGCGCGAUGAGAUCUACGACUACUACGCCUAUGACGAAGAGGGUCUGGCAUACGACUACUCUUCGAAGACACUGAAGUAUGCCAGUGGGGCAGAGCUCAGCCUGCCGCUUACUUGCAAGAUGGUAGCUAAUGAGAUGAAGGGCACCCAUCUACGUGUGAAUACCGUCACGUUCAUCCCUUGUUGCUCGAAUACCGACGAGGAUAGACUUUGUGAGCGGCGUUCACUAGCAGGCAGGUUUGAGCAUCUAUUGAGGUCAGCUCGACUGACAAAGCUGAACAUGCUCAAUUACGCCGCGGAGUGCGUGACUAAAGACGUCAUCGAAAAGGUCAUAGAAGUAUAUCCAGCCGUCCGCGACGCUUUCCAGUCUUUUUUCCACGCAAACCGACCAGGCUUCGAUCUUUCUCAUAUAGAAUGGACUGCCCAUAUACCACGAGAUCUCUUCACUACAUCUUUCUGCGACGCAGUACAGUACGCUCUGGACCUUACUUCGCCUCAUCCCAAAUUCCAAGAACUCAUCUCCAAGGCCUGCGAAAUGCCGCGAGACUACACGUAUGGCGACCCAUUGUUCAUUCCGGGAUCGCAUCAACAGGUCCUCGAAUGGCGGCCCGCCCUAUGGCUAAUCCCCUCUCAUGACGACCUUUUCCCUAUGGAAGAAUUGUUAACUGAUGCCCAAUGUCCAACAACGGAGUGCGAGAAACGUCAUCGAAGGAUCAACUUCUAUUUCUCGGCAGCCGCUGUAUGUAUCGCCAGGCUCAGCAAGCUCACACCUAGCAUUCGCAAAGAGCUGCGCUCCAUCAUACUCCAAGAGGAUUGCAAAAGUGUCGGUAACCCCGAGGUCCAUGCCGAAGGCCUCAUCAAGUACUGUACGGAGAACGGCAAGCUGCGAUUCCAGAUGCAAGCAAGCUUCUCUACUUUGCUUGCUCCGGCGUUCUGGUCCCUCCCGGGUCGGCUGUUGAACGAUCCUGAUACAGAAACACGCAUUCACGUGUACGCUUAUAUUCGCAUUCUGUUGGAUUGGGUGAUGCGCACAACUGCAUUGGCCAAACUCGGGAUGCCAAAAAGGUCUUUCACCGUGGUUCUUGACGCUCGUUCUGAGCAAGCUACCUACAUAUGGCAGUACUUCUCCAACGCUGCAUCUACAAGACUUCACUGCCCAAAAGAGCUUAUAUCUAGUAGCGGAUCUCAAGAAGCUGGUUUGUUCCUCAUGUACGCGUUCAUAUGGCAACUGCCUGUGGAGCUCUGGUCUAUAGUGGUGGACAUCAUCAACGAUGAGUCCAUGAUUCGGCUCAAGAUUCCUGACAGCGAGCGCUUCAAGCAAUGGACGUAUGUACAGCCAUAUGAUACGUGGACAUUUGGGGACUGGUUUCGGGCUUACACACCGACCCAGGAUGAAGUCAUGUUUCCUGGCGAUGCAGAAGCAUACCGUCGAAAGUAUUUCGAGGAGCGUUCUUGA